GAGGCAUCGGCUGCGGGGUCCCGGCUGCAGCUGCGAGGCCCAGCUCAACCCCGCCGGUCUAGGGUCUGGGUUGGGAGCUGCCAGUGCAGGAGAGGGCGGGGCAAGGGGCGUCUUUCUAUUGCACUUUCUCUUUGCGUUCAUGAGGUUGCCUGGCCGCGCUUUAGAGAGGUUUGCAUUAGCUCCGAGUCCGUCUGACAAGUGAGGAAACUGAGGCCGAGAAGUGGGAGGCGUUGUCAUCUGCUGGGUCACGCAACCUGCUAAGGGGAGGCCGGGGACCAAGACCUCGGGGUCUGCGCUCCCAGGCCCGCUUGGGUCGGUGGGCGUGGGGAGCAAGGGCCUUGCGUCGUUCCCUCCACCCAGCUGCACCCCUCGCCGCUGCAGGAGGCUCCCUGGAGGAGGAGCUCCGGACGCGGAGGAGGAGCCAGGGCAGCCCCGGGAGCGGGGACACAAUCCUCCUUGAUAAGAGGCAGAGCCCGAGAGGAACCCCGUCAGCCAGUUGGGCAGAAAGCUCCAGGAGCAGCCUCAUGGAAGAGAAGCAGAUCCUGUGCGUGGGGCUGGUGGUGCUGGACAUCAUCAAUGUGGUGGACAAGUACCCGGAGGAGGACACGGAUAGCAGGUGCUUGUCCCAGCGAUGGCAGCGUGGAGGCAACGCAUCCAACUCCUGCACUGUUCUCUCCCUGCUUGGAGCCCCCUGCGCCUUCAUGGGCUCACUGGCCCCAGGCCAUGUUGCCGAUUUUGUCCUGGAUGACCUCCGCCGCUAUUCCGUGGACCUACGCUACACGGUCUUUCAGACCACGGGCUCCGUGCCCAUCUCCACAGUCAUCAUCAACGAGGCCAGUGGUAGCCGCACCAUCCUACAUGCCUACAGAAACCUGCCAGAUGUGUCUGCUAUGGACUUUGAGAAGGUUGAUCUGACCCGGUUCAAGUGGAUCCACAUUGAGGGCCGGAACGCAUCCGAGCAGGUGAAGAUGCUGCAGCGGAUAGAGCAGCACAAUGCCAGGCAACCUCUGGAGCAGAAGAUCCAGGUGUCCGUGGAGGUGGAGAAGCCCCGAGAUGAGCUGUUCCAGCUGUUUGGCUAUGGAGACGUGGUGUUUGUCAGCAAAGAUGUAGCCAAGCACUUGGGGUUCCGGUCAGCGGUGGAGGCCCUGAGGGGCUUGUACGGUCGUGUGAGGAAAGGGGCAAUGCUUGUCUGUGCCUGGGCUGAGGAGGGCGCCGAUGCCCUGGGCCCUGAUGGUCAGCUGUUCCACUCGGAUGCUUUCUCACCACCCCGGGUGGUGGAUACUCUGGGGGCUGGAGACACCUUCAAUGCUUCUGUCAUCUUCAGCCUGUCCCAGGGGAAGAGCAUGCAGGAGGCGCUGAGGUUUGGCUGCCAGGUGGCUGGCAAGAAGUGCGGCCUGCAGGGCUUUGACGGCAUCGUGUGAGUGCCCUGUGGCAGGAGGCACAGCUCACACACUCCCCCCUUGGAGGCUGGCAUCACUGGCUGCCAUUGCCUCCUCCCCUCCGUCCAGCCUGGCAUCUGGGCUGCCCUGCUCCCUGGGCAGAUGCAGGCUGUGGGAGGGCUCUGCCUGUGUCCUGGCAUCUCACACUGCAGAACCGCAGAGCAAAUAAAUCUCCUUCCCCAAGCCA
Messenger RNA from Ceratotherium simum simum (southern white rhinoceros), 1626 nucleotides. It is a transcript of the gene KHK, whose product is annotated as ketohexokinase. Gene Ontology annotation, biological process: fructose metabolic process. NCBI's taxonomy places the organism in Eukaryota, Metazoa, Chordata, Mammalia, Perissodactyla, Rhinocerotidae. The record is from RefSeq and is a predicted model, not a curated record. Gene Ontology annotation, molecular function: ketohexokinase activity.